UGGCUGUCCUGGAACUCACUCUGUAGCCCAGGCUGGCCUUGAACUCAGAGAUCUGCCUGCCUCUGCUUCCUGAGUGCUGAGUUUAAAGGCAUUGGCCACCACGUCCAGCUCAAAGAAGAUGGAUGCUACAGUGGUGAAUUUGUGGACUCUGUUUGAGCAGCUUGUGCGUCGGUUGGAGAUUAUCAAUGAAGGAAAUGAAAGCAUUGAAUUCAUCCAGGUUGUGAAGGACUUCGAGGAUUUCCGGAAGAAAUGUCAAAGAACCAACCAGGAGCUGGAGAAAUUCAAAGAUCUAUUGUUGAAAGCAGAGACUGGGCGUAGCGCUCUGGACGUCAAGCUGAAGCAUGCUCGUAACCAAGUAGAUGUAGAGAUCAAGCGGAGACAGCGUGCUGAGGCUGAAUGUGCAAAGCUGGAACAACAGAUUCAGCUGAUUCGAGACAUACUCAUGUGUGACACAUCUGGCAGCAUCCAGCUAAGCGAGGAACAAAAAUCAGCUCUAGCUUUUCUCAACCGAGGCCAAGCAUCCAGUGGCAACCCUGGGAACAAUAGACUGUCAACCAUUGAUGAAUCUGGUUCCAUUUUAUCAGAUAUCAGCUUUGACAAGACUGAUGAAUCACUGGACUGGGAUUCUUCUUUGGUGAAGAAUUUCAAAAUGAAGAAACGAGAAAAGAGGCGCUCCAGCAGCCGACAGUUCAUCGACGGCCCUCCCGGGCCUAUAAAAAAAACCUGUUCCAUUGGCUCCACAGUAGACCAGGCUCUGUUUCAGGCAAAUGAAUCAAUAGUUGCAAAAACUACCGUGACUGUUCCAAGUGAUGGCGGACCCAUUGAAGCUGUGUCUACUAUUGAGACAUUGCCAUCUUGGACCAGGAGUCGGGGGAAAUCAGGUCCUUUACAGCCUGUGAACAGUGACUCCGCUCUGAACAGCAGGCCAGUGGAGCCAAGAACCGAGACAGACAAUUUGGGGACCCCUCAGAAUAACGGAGGCAUGCGCCUCCAUGACUUUGUCUCAAAGACGGUUAUUAAGCCCGAAUCUUGUGUUCCAUGUGGAAAGCGGAUCAAAUUUGGCAAGCUGUCUCUGAAGUGUCGAGACUGUCGUUUGGUCUCCCACCCAGAGUGUCGGGACCGAUGUCCCCUCCCCUGCAUUUCUCCCCUGGUGGGGACUCCGGUUAAGAUUGGAGAGGGAAUGUUGGCAGAUUUUGUGUCCCAGACUUCACCAAUGAUCCCUGCUAUUGUUGUCAGCUGUGUGAAUGAGAUUGAGCAGCGAGGCCUGACUGAGGCAGGCUUGUACAGGAUCUCAGGCUGUGACCGGACAGUAAAGGAGCUGAAGGAGAAAUUCCUCAAAGUCAAAACUGUGCCUCUCCUCAGCAAAGUGGACGAUAUCCAUGCCAUCUGUAGCCUCCUCAAAGACUUCCUUCGAAACCUCAAAGAACCCCUUCUGACCUGUUGGCUAAGCAAAGCUUUUAUGGAGGCAGCGGAGAUAGCGGACGAGGACAACAGCACAGCCGCCAUGUACCAGGCUGUGGGCGAGCUGCCCCAGGCCAACAGGGACACGCUGGCCUUCCUCAUGAUCCACUUGCAGAGAGUGGCUCAGAGUCCGAACACUAAGAUGGACAUUGCCAAUCUAGCUAAAGUCUUUGGCCCUACCAUAGUUGCCCAUACUGUGCCUAAUCCAGACCCAGUGACGAUGUUCCAGGACAUCAAGCGUCAGCUCAAGGUGGUGGAGCGCCUGCUUUCUCUGCCCCUGGAGUACUGGAAUCAGUUCAUGAUGGUGGAACAGGAGAACAUUGACGUCCAGCGUGGCAAUGGAAACUCAACCCCGCGGACACCAGACCUUAAAGUGAGCUUGCUGGGGCCGGUGACCACUCCUGAAUUCCAACUUGUCAAGACUCCUUUAUCAAGUUCUCUGUCACAGAGAUUGUAUAACCUCUCCAAGAGCACUCCCAGAUUUGGGAACAAAAGCAAGUCUGCCACCAACUUAGGUCAACAAGGCAAAUUUUUCCCUGCUCCGUACCUCAAGUGAAGCCGUUUCUGUAGUGUCCAGUGUUUACUGACCCAGGACACUGUCGUUCUUCAGCCUCCUGUGUGGUCAGUGCUUUAGCCUUCUCCAGGCUUUAAAUAAAGUUGACUGUGCGUGAGUUUAUCAUUA
This is a messenger RNA of Peromyscus maniculatus bairdii (prairie deer mouse), 2143 nucleotides long. The record is from RefSeq and is a predicted model, not a curated record. Lineage: Eukaryota; Metazoa; Chordata; Mammalia; Rodentia; Cricetidae.